Messenger RNA from Helianthus annuus (common sunflower), 792 nucleotides. RefSeq lists its product as uncharacterized. The transcript is spliced from 3 exons. Bases 1 to 792 code for a protein of 263 amino acids. The record is from RefSeq and is a predicted model, not a curated record. NCBI's taxonomy places the organism in Eukaryota, Viridiplantae, Streptophyta, Magnoliopsida, Asterales, Asteraceae.
AUGUUUGCAAGUGAAAAGUGGGUCAAUAGCAAGUGGGCAAAGGAUCGAAAAGGAACAAAGUGUAAUGACAUUAUUUUCACACCUGGUUUUUGGAGUAACGUUCUUUUCAGUCUCAAAGUGAUGGGCCUCAUAGUUCGAGUACUUCGUUUAGUGGACAAUGAGAAGAAACCCGCAAUGGGUUAUAUUUAUGAAGCUAUAAAGAGAGCAAAAACAACAAUAGCAAUGGCUUUAGGCGAGGAGAGCACCGACUACAUGAUGGUGUCAAGCAUAAUAGACAAAAGGUGGAAUUGUCAACUCCACUAUCCAUUACAUGCAGCGGGUUACUACCUUAAUACAGAGUUUUAUUGUACCAACCCGGACAUUGAGAAUAACAAAGAGGUCUCCGAUGGAUUGAUUGAGUGCAUUAAAAGGCUUAUCCCUAACAAGGAAAAACAAGAUAUUAUCAUGAAGGAAAUGGUGAUUUGGGUGAACCAAGAGGGCUCGUUUGGCUUAGAGAUGGCAAAGCGUGGAAUUGUUCCUCGGGAUGCAAAAGAAACUGGAGCACCUUUGAGCAUAUCCAUUCCAAGAAAAGAAACCGUUUGGAACACAAAAAGUUACAAGAUCUUGUUUGUAAGAUAUAACAAGACACUCCAAAAUCGUCGCGACAAGAAUGUUGCAUAUGAUCCAAUAUCAUUGGAUGAUAUUGACGAUUGUAACGAGUGGUUGGUUGGGAGGAUGGAAGAAUAUCAGGUGGAUGAAGAGACUGAAGAUGAAUCUGGGGUUGGAGAGGUGAGGCGGAGAAGAUCAUCAUAA